CUCUCUCUCUCUAAGGAAGACGAUUGAAUCGCUUUUGAUCCUUAUCUGGGCGAAUCCCUAAUUCUUCAACCUCGACACCCUAUUCUUCCCUUUCCACAUUCCCCUCCUCUGCUUUUUCCGUCUCCCUCGAAUCUGUUCCUCCACUCGUCUUCUGCACUGGCACCGUAAGCCCUCUUUCCCGUUCCGUACAAUCUCCUCUGUUAUGAUAUCUGUGCUUGUGGAAAACGUGUGGUCUCUCCUGAUCGAGCGCGAAGAACCGUUCUUGGCAUCUGGGUCUGGCUGCGUCAGGGCUCUGCACGCGGGCAUCGACGCUGGAGAGCUAGUUUGCUCGUGGGUUCGGGAGGAAAAGGUCUUUCGGCUAUCUGGGUUCGUCUGGGUCUGAGUUUUGAUUGAGUCGGUGUGAGGCGUCUGGAGCGCGAAGAAUCGUUUUUUGGCUUCUGGGUCUGGCUGCAUCGGGGCUCGGCACGCGUGGGUCGAUGCUGGAGAGCUGGGUGAGUCGUGGUAUUUGGAAGGGAGGGUCUUCCCCCUAUCUGGGUCUGUCUGGGUCUGAGUUUUGAUUAAGUGGGUUCGUGUUGUCUGGUGCUUUUUUGUGUUCGGAUACCCGGAUUGGGUGGGUUUCUGUUUCUGCAAGAAAGGUAAGAGCCUGAAGUUAGAUAUCAUGUCCAGUCUCUGUUAGAAGCACUGGUGAUUAGGUGUUGAGUUGGGGAGAGCGAGGAUGAAGAGAGGGAAAGAUGAUGACAAGAUCAUGGGGCCCAUGUUCCCGAGGUUACAUGUGAAUGAUACAGAGAAAGGAGGGCCAAGAGCACCUCCGAGGAACAAGAUGGCCCUUUACGAGCAGCUCAGCAUACCUUCUCAAAGGUUUGGCUCGGGGAUGUUGCCUCUCAAUCCCAAUAAUAGCAGCAAUUUGGUUUCUCCAGCAUCUUCGAACCAGGGGACUGGAUCUGCCCGGAACUUGUAUUUCCCACGUCAUUUGCCUCCUUCAACUCCAACUCAUCUUUCUGAGAGAUUGAAUGCUGGCAAGUCGGGCGGCACUAGUCCAGCUAAUUCGCUGGCACGAGUGGAACAGAGAAAAAAUGCUGGUGAUGGAGAUGAUUUUAUGGUUCCCGUAUAUGUUCAGUCAGGAACAGGUCAAGGUAAAAACAAGAAUAGUAAGGCUGGGGAUAAUGCUACAAAUUAUACAGCGAAGAUGCAAAGCUCCUGCAGUGAUGAUCCAAGAAGAUCUAGCUCAGUAGGUCUCAGUUCAAGACAAGAAUCAAACUUAGACGGUUCUAUAAGAUCCUAUAGGAACAUAGCCACUGCAGAGAAUGGUCGUAGAUCAUUGAAGGAAGCUGAUGCACCUCGAAAUCCGGUUCUAGCAAGUUUUAGCACAUCCCGUGGUACAGAUGCACAACUACGACAGGGAAAUGAAGAUGGGUCACAAUCAGAUGAGCAUGCACAAGAUUUCGAAAAUGAAGAAACUUCGAGAGACAUUGAGAAGGGAAUAUCUUCCUGGUCAAGCCGUGAUCCUCGUUUGGGAGAAACCCAAAGAUGUCCACCUGAGCCUAAUAGCUUUGGUAAGGAAAACUUAAAUGAAACAUGUGGCGCGUUGCUCAUGGUUGACGCUGGCAGGAAUGACGAUGCAUCCGAAGUCUCCAUUGCAGAUUCAGUGUCAGGCUUUGAUAUCUCUCCUGAUGAUGUUGUGGGGAUUAUAGGUCAAAAACAUUUCUGGAAGGCCAGGAGAGCAAUUGUCAAUCAACAGAGAGUGUUUGCAGUUCAAGUCUUUGAGUUGCAUAGAUUGAUAAAGGUACAGAAGUUGAUCGCUGGGUCACCACAUCUUCUGAUUGAGGAUGUUUCUGGCUUAGGCAAAACUUCUUUAGUCAACUCUCCUGCGAAGAAAUUUUCCGAGGACCAUAAUGGUGGAUAUCCAUCACAAACUACAAACCACAAAGAGGAGCAGGAGAAGCCUGGCCACCAGAUGGAGUGUUCUGCAGAGAAUGCAGUCGGGAAGACAUCAAUUUCUUCUGUCAAAAGUGCCAAUCAGCUUUCAGAUUAUGGGCCUGGUAUGAGAAACCCACCUCUUGCACCCAUUGUGCCUGAUGUGAAAAUGGGCCCAUGGGGUUACCCUCAGCCAUCGGGGCAGCAAUGGUUGAUCCCUGUCAUGUCUCCUUCAGAGGGGCUUGUUUACAAGCCCUAUCCUGUGCCUGGAUUGACGGGAACAGCUUGUGGAGGAUGUGGGCCAUACAACUCUUCUCCAAUGAUGGCGAACAUCCCAAACCCUGCCUAUGGAGUUCCACUGCAUCCUCAUCACCAAGGAUUUGGGUUCCCUUCGGGUGUUCCUCCACCUGGCCAUAGUUAUUUCCCCACGUACGGUAUGCCCGUCAUGAGCUUCAACGUUUCGGGUUCAUCUGUAGAACAAACGAACCGGUUUUCCCGACCUGUCCAAUACGGUCAAACGGGCCAAUUAUCUGGAGGGGAAGUUAACAAUCUGCAGCAUCAGAAUUCAUCUAACUUACCUAAGCAGAGAAAAGGAUCAGUUGCUCAGAUCAAAUUCCAAGCCAAUAAAGACAGUGAGUUGCAGGUGAGCACGGCAAGCAGUCCUAGCGAGAAACCACCAGAGGGACUUGGGAAUGUCCAAUCCUCAGACGGAAAAGAAGCACUCCCACUUUUUCCAGUUGCUCCAGCGGUUUCUGAAGGGGGAUCUCAGCUUCGCGAGGCGGAGCAGCCUACAAGGGUUAUUAGAAGUGUGCCUCACAACGCUAGAUCUGCAACAGAGUCUGUGGCUCGAAUAUUCAGGUCUAUACAAGAAGAGAGGAAACAGUUCGACUCCAUUUAGGGGCUCGGCUGACUAUGUUUGUCUCUCAUAAAGUCAUAAACUCGGAAACUCAUUUGAGUUCUGAGCGUGAGAGCUUCUGUAUUUGUGUUAUAUUCGUCUUUUGGUCCUUAUAGAUUGGUCUGUAAAUUAGGUUAUCCUAUGUGGAAGUUCAUAACCGGAUUAUAUUUGUCAUCUCGGUGUAAGUUGCUAGAGGUGUCUUUUGGUAAGGUAAAUUUUGUUCCAGUGAAUCGGUGCCUAUAUAUCACUACAGUGUAACUUCCAAUCGAAUAGCCAUCUUGUGUUUUGCCUGUUGUAUCAGUAAUUUUAUCAUUCCUUGUCUUUAUCAAGGGAGUUGAGCUC
Messenger RNA from Eucalyptus grandis, 3151 nucleotides. Its product is annotated as protein EARLY FLOWERING 3. The transcript has 4 exons. Gene Ontology annotation, biological process: regulation of photoperiodism, flowering. The record is from RefSeq and is a predicted model, not a curated record. Bases 716 to 2812 code for a protein of 698 amino acids. Lineage: Eukaryota; Viridiplantae; Streptophyta; Magnoliopsida; Myrtales; Myrtaceae.